AUGGCUCCUCCAAAAGUUCUCAUGGUUGCAGAGAAACCAAGCAUCGCUCUAUCUAUUGCUUCGGCACUCUCCCGCGGCCAAAUGCAUAGCAGGAAAGGCACUACUGAGGUUCAUGAAUUUGAAGAAAUGUUUCUUGGAUUUCCUGCGCACUAUAAAGUCACUUCAGUCUUUGGCCAUGUUUUCAGGGUAUGUUAUCCGCAGUCAAUGGACCUUUCAUUUGGUCCAGCAGACUGGGCCACCACUGAUCCUAUUGAUCUUUUUCAAGCUCCAAUUCGUAAGGCAGAAUCAAAUCCAAAGGUAAUUAAGCCAAGAAGCUCAUGGUUGCAGGCUCAUAUUUGUAGGCAUUUAAGUCAAGAAGCUCGUGGUUGCAGUCAUUUGGUAUUGUGGUUGGACUGUGAUCGUGAAGGAGAAAAUAUAUGCUUUGAAGUUAUUCAAUGUACCGGUUUUCAAGCAAACGAUGCUAGAAGAAGGGUUCAUCGUGCACGAUUUUCUUCAAUUACUGAGAGAGACAUUUUGAAGGCUAUGAACUGCCUUGUUGAACCCAACAAAGAUGAGGCAUUGGCUGUAGAUGCUCGGCAAGAGAUAGAUUUGAAAGUUGGCGUUGCAUUUACACGAUAUCAAACUAGUUAUUUCCAGGGAAAAUAUGGGAAUCUUGAUUCCAGAGUUAUCUCGAAUUCUAUUCUGCAGUCUAAAAUCUGUGAACUUAUAGAAGAUCUUAAUUCAGUCCACAAGUUAGAUGGAGUCGGUGGUUUUGCUGACAUGAUAGCUUUGACCAUUAACAGAAAAGUAACUGAUAUUUGGAUGUGGAUGAGUUGCACAGAGUAUUAUGAUCGGUAUUUGCAAAUUACUACUUUUAAGCCAGAAAAGUUUUGGGCUUUGCACCCUCACAUAAUGGUUGAUGGCUAUGAACUUCAACUAGAAUGGGAACGUCAAAGGUUAUUUGACUUCGAUGUUGCUUUGAUGUUUCAAAAGCUGGUAUUACAGGAUAGAAUAUUGGAAGUAACUGAGAUUUCAGAGAAACAUGAAAGCAAAGGCCGCCCUCCUGGUCUAAACACAGUGAACCUUUUAAAGAUUGCUUCAAGUGCACUAGGCUUUGGACCUCAACUGGCCAUGCAGCUGGCCGAACGUCUUUAUACUCAGGGAUUUAUCAGUUAUCCACGUACAGAGAGCACUGCAUACCCUCCCUCAUUUGAUUUUAAAGGAACACUCGUUGCACUAGCAAACAAUCCAAUGUGGGGCAACUAUGUCCAGGGACUGCUUUCUGACAGUUAUCAUAAGCCUCGGUCAGGAACUGAUGCAGGUGACCAUCCUCCUAUAACUCCAAUGCGGCCAGCAAAUGAGGAUAUGCUUGGAAAAGAUGCUUGGAGACUAUACCAGUAUGUCUGCCAACAUUUUAUGGGGACUGUAUCUCCAGACUGCAAGUACAUAAGGAUUGGCCUCAAUGGAUGGAUGAGGGAUGAACUCUCUGCCACUCAACUGGUUAAGGAUACUGAGUCACCAUAUUCUUUCAUAGUAAGUUUGAGCUACACUGGGCUUAAGCACAAUGAGCCAAGGCCUGGUCAUUGUGCUCAACUCAAUAGCUUGCUAACUCAUAAUACGGGCUACAAAGGCUAUGGCACUCAAAUUUUUGUUAAUGCUCACAUCUUAGGAACAGGGGCAGGUUAUGAAAUUGUACUUGAAUCUGCAUAUUGGGGAUCGAGUAUUAUGUAUAGCUUGAUUGAGACGAAGGUAGAAUUCUCAGUUGGUGGUGAGUUCUUCCAUUGUAUAGGGCUGCGUGUUACAGUCAAAGGAUUUACAUCAAUUAUGCCAUGGUUGGCAGUAAUUGAGAAAAAUCUUCCUCGGUUUGCAAAAGGAGAUAAAAUUGAAGUUUCAAAUGUAGAGCUAUUUGAGGGUCAAACUGUUCCUCCAGACUAUCUUAGCGAAAGUGAGCUGAUUUCUCUGAUGGAGAAGAAUGGAAUAGGUACAGAUGCAUCGAUAUCUGUACAUAUUAACAACAUCUGCGAGCGCAACUAUGUCCAGGUACAAACUGGCAGAAAGUUGGUUCCAACUACCUUGGGUAUCACACUAAUAAGAGGCUAUCAAUUUAUUGAUCCAGAUCUCUGUUUACCAGACAUUCGUGGUUUCAUUGAGCAGCAGAUUACGCUUGUUGCCAAGGGUGAGGCUGAUCAUUCUCGUGUUGUUCAGCAUGUACUAGAACAAUUCAAGCAAAAGUACAGUUACUUUGUUAAGCAGAUUGACCACAUGGAUGCAUUGUUUGAAGCACAGUUCUCCCCACUUGCUGACUCAGGACGAGCUUUAAGUAAAUGUGGUAAAUGCCUGAGGUACAUGAAGUACAUUUCUUCCCAGCCAUCGCGUUUAUAUUGUGGUACAUGCGAGGAAGUUUAUUAUCUUCCUCAAAAGGGAACAAUCAAGAAAGAUGCGAAUGGUGAACCAGUAGUAGUUUUGACAGAGCUCGUGGUUCUAGCCACUCAAAGCUUGAGUUUGAGUUGCUUGGUUUUACUUGCACUGUACAAGGAACUAACGUGUCCUUUGGACAACUUCGAGCUGUUGAUCUUUUCAAUGGCUGGUCCAGAAGGCAAGUCAUUCCCUCUUUGUCCUUUCUGCUACAAUAGUCCUCCUUUUGAAGGUAUAGACACUCUCUUUGGUGUUUCUAAGACCAGUAGUUCUGGGAAGUUGGGGAAGGGGACAGGCAUGCCUUGCUUCCUCUGUCCACAUCCUACAUGUCGACAUUCUUUGAUAGCUCAAGGGGUUUGUGCUUGCCCCGAGUGCAAUGGGAUGCUUGUUUUGGACCCAGUAAGUGCUCCAAAAUGGAGACUUAACUGCAAUAUGUGCAAUUGCCUUGUCUUGCUCCCUCAAGGUGCUCACCGAAUUGCCACCACUCGCAAGCGAUGUCCUGAGUGUGACUCAGCAAUCAUAGAAGUGGACUUCAACAAGAAUACGACACCCUUAGGGGAUGGAGCAACCCUACAUGUUGGUUGCAUUCUGUGUGAUGAUUUGCUCCAUUCUCUAGUGGAGGUGAAGCAUGGGAAAUCAUUCUUCAAACGUGCAGGUAAGCUGGGAAGGGCAAGAGGAGCAGGGAGAGCUGCUUAUAGAGGGAGAGGACGGGGUCUUGGAAAAAUGGACCCGAAGAUGAGCUUUCGGGAUUUCUAA
Molecule: messenger RNA, 3150 nt
Organism: Dovyalis caffra
Lineage: Eukaryota; Viridiplantae; Streptophyta; Magnoliopsida; Malpighiales; Salicaceae
Source: the annotation of a GenBank genome assembly